UGCUGUAGCUGACCACCCAGUCCAUCGCUGCUGCGUCAGGCUGUCCUUCAGUCUCGCGUGUCUCAUCAUGUCCUCAUCAGGGGACAUGGACCUAUCUGUGUGAGACUCGGUUCGGAUCAGCGGGGGUUCUGUCAGACCAGCAGCAGUUCGGACACGGACGGGUUCAGGAUGAUGUCCUCCUUCUUCCACCCCGCUAAGGAGGCCGACAUGGCGGCCACCACAGAACCGCUCUGCCUGGAAAGAGAUGUUUGCAGGGUGAUCGAGCUGCUGGACCGUCUGCAGCGGACCGGGGAGCUGCCUCCUCCCAAACUACAGGCCCUGCAGAGAGUCCUUCAGAGCAAAUUCUGCGCCGCCAUCAGGGAGGUGUACGAACAGCUGUACGACACGCUCGACAUUGUUGGAGGACCAGAGGUGCGAGCUCAGGCAACAGCCAAGGCCACAGUAGCUGCCUUCGCAGCCAGCGAGGGUCACGCCCACCCCAGGGUGGUGGAGCUGCCCAAGACAGAAGAGGGGCUGGGCUUCAACAUCAUGGGAGGGAAGGAGCAGAACUCCCCCAUCUACAUCUCCAGAGUGAUCCCUGGAGGUGUGGCUGACCGCCAAGGAGGGCUAAAGAGAGGAGACCAGCUGCUGUCGGUCAACGGAGUGAGCGUGGAGGCGGAGCAACACGAGAAGGCUGUGGAGCUGCUGAAAGCUGCCCAGGGCUCAGCCAAACUGGUGGUCCGCUACACCCCCAAGGUCCUGGAAGAGAUGGAGGCUCGCUUUGAGAAGAUGAGGAGUGCUCGCAGACGACAGCAGCACAGCAGCUACUCGUGAGACUGCUUGUCUCUAGAGUCCAGGGGUUGACUUAUCCAAUAGCUGUACCCAUCUCAGCACCCGACUCUCCUGACUGUCCCGACUCUCCAGGGACGACAGAGGCAAAGAAAUGAAGAAGAACCAAAGUAGCUGCAGUUAGGGUUCCUCUCCUCCUCCUGUAUCUCCUGUUAUUUAAUGUUCCAGUGCAUCAACCAGUCCCAGUCUGCUGCUCGUCCAUCAUACCUCGCAGCUACAAGCAGAACUGUUAGCCUGACCUGACGGACACAUGGAGAGGUUCUGUAUUUAUGUGUUUGAAUAAUUGUCCAUGAAAUAAAUUUUAACCUUAAAUCUGCCUCAAACUGA
This is a messenger RNA of Austrofundulus limnaeus, 1155 nucleotides long. RefSeq names its product lin-7 homolog B (C. elegans) (gene lin7b). The coding region runs from base 169 to 813 and encodes 214 amino acids. Gene Ontology annotation, molecular function: protein binding. The transcript has 6 exons. NCBI's taxonomy places the organism in Eukaryota, Metazoa, Chordata, Actinopteri, Cyprinodontiformes, Rivulidae. The record is from RefSeq and is a predicted model, not a curated record.